Messenger RNA from Aspergillus pseudotamarii, 1107 nucleotides. RefSeq lists its product as uncharacterized. NCBI's taxonomy places the organism in Eukaryota, Fungi, Ascomycota, Eurotiomycetes, Eurotiales, Aspergillaceae. The coding region runs from base 1 to 1107 and encodes 368 amino acids. The record is from RefSeq and is a predicted model, not a curated record. The transcript has a single exon.
AUGUCUCUUCCAAUACAUACCACAUCAACCUCCUUGUCCUCUUCGCCCUCCAAGCAAUCCAUCCGGCGGACCACAGAGUCAAACGUCCCUUCUCGCCCGGAAAGCACCAUUGAUCGACCCACCACAGCCCAACAGACUCACACUUUGCCUCAAGAACCACAAGUUUAUGAGCCAGUCGCAAACUUGGCAUCCCCUCAUUCAGAAAAUGAGAGGCCGCAUGAGAUAUCCGCUUCACAUCCGCCAUUCCAACCGUUCUUCACGCUGAUUGAAGACGCAAGUACCUCCGAAUACUACCACCCAACUGUCCACUAUAUCUUCUCCGAUGAUGAUACGGACAUUGUGACCGAGGCAGCCUUGCGCUCCUUGGAGCCCGAGCAAAAUACGCUGCCUCACGGCGGAAAGGGAACCUCCAGGGCCACACGUGACCAGCUCCCACAGGAACAGGGUGAAGGAGCAGAGGAGGAGGAUGAACUGUCGAAUGAGAGAAAGGAAUCAUUGCUUCCGCCUGCGACACCUGGUGUUCGGGACAACUACAUCAUUCUCGACAUGGACAUGCUUACUCCAGAUGCUAUGCAACACAUGAAUACCGCCCCCGAACAGGACGUCAGUGUCGGCUCCCCAGGGACCCAAUCCGCUGUCCCCCAACAACAGCAAGACUUCCAGAACCAUCACCAACAUAGUCAAAAAUUCGCGGUCACUUCAGCCUACAGCUUAACACCGACAUGGCAAGUUCUAAAUACCCAGCUGGUACCCGCCCCGACUUUUGAGAACAAUCCUUCCGGCGAACACGCCCCAAACGGUGCCCUGAUGUUAAAAAUUCAAGGGACGGUCGGCUUACCUAUGAUGCUGCCUGUUAAGGAUAAAGAUAAAGACAAUAGCACUCAGCGAUUGGAGGAUAUGAUGGAACAGUUCUCGAAACGUUUAGGCGAGCUCCGGCAAGUCAUUGAAGCUGGAGAACAAGCGUACGUGCUAGGAAAUGCGGAUGAAGAACACAUGCCAACCGAGCCGCCAAACGCAGAGGAUACUGCUGUGGCAAGCCCCGAGGGCCAACAUGAAACUGAAACGCAGAACGAGGAUGAUAUGGUCAGCAAAAGCCCACAGCCUUAA